This is a messenger RNA of Cucurbitaria berberidis CBS 394.84, 1055 nucleotides long. RefSeq lists its product as uncharacterized. The record is from RefSeq and is a predicted model, not a curated record. Bases 51 to 1049 code for a protein of 332 amino acids. The transcript has 2 exons. Lineage: Eukaryota; Fungi; Ascomycota; Dothideomycetes; Pleosporales; Cucurbitariaceae.
UCGGAUAAUCCUCUCGGAAUACGUGGUUCCCACCAAACUUCCACUUCAUAAUGCGUUCUAAAGCAGAGGUUUUCCAAGAACACUUCAACGUGCGCACGUAUGAAGAGGCCAGUAAUAUAUAUCAGGCUAACUCAGAUUCUGGUCCUCGACUACCCUUAUCGAGUUGUACGAAGCUCACGCUUCCAUACGAAGCAUCGAGCCACCCAGGGAUACCCUCAUUUGAAGAAAUUGCAAUAGGCAUGAAGAACAACAAAAUCAGCGAACGUUUUGGUUACCGCGACGAGAACUGCAAGGUCCGUGUGCCUAAGCUAUAUGCACUAUUUAGUCGAGGAGGAGACAUUCAUCCGCCAUACUAUAUGGUAAUGGAAUUUAUUGAAGGUGAAUUAAUGAAUUACAAGAAAUGGGUCAGUCUGAGUAGCGAGCAACGCGAGAAGGUCCACUGCAAGAUAUCAGAGCAAUUGCAGCUGCUUCGCUCUGUUCCCUCUGAGGGCUAUUAUGGUCGAGUCAAGACUCAAGGCUUCUACCCCCAAAUAACGUUCGUACAAACAGAUGGGGAGCAGAUUCGUGGUCCAUACAGAUCAUACGAAGAUCUCCUCUCAGCAAUGCACGCCGCUGCUGAGAUACAAGGAGGAAUCACGAUCAGUUCUGAAAACGAUCCCGAAGUAUACACUCCAGAGCAAAAGCUUCACCUAUCAGAAUUCAAAUUCAGACUAGGUAAGUGCAGCGGACACGAACCUAAGCUCACACACGUGGACCCCGGAAUGCAGAACUGGGUAGUUCGACCACUAGAUGGAUCAAUGCAGAGUGCGUCGGACUAUGAGGUCACCUUCAUUGACUGGGGUGGUCUUGGAUGGUUUCCUGCUUGGGUGCAAAUGGCAAGUUUCGACACUGCAAUCCGUGGCACGUUCUAUGACAAAACUACAGGAUUCGAUGAGAAUGAAGAGAAUCGGUUUCUGGCAAGGGUGGCACAGGGCCUCGAGGAGUCUUAUGCAGAGGCGAGGGAGUUUUAUGGCAAGGUGUUCGAAUCUUGCUCGUAUGGAAUAUAUUAAGGACAG